AUGUUAUAUGAUGCCAUUAGAUUUAGGUGCAAAGGGCAGUUGUCAUAUUGGUGGAAAUGUGGCAACAAAGAUAUGAUCGCAUCAUGGCUCUAUUUUAGAAUGAUCAAAGAUGUUAGAAUUAGAUUGCAAUCUUCUGGUGUGCUUGGUGAAGAUAAGUUGGUUAGCGAUGUAAUAGGUUAUGGACAUAUUGGUGAUGGAAAUUUACAUUUGAAUAUAGUAGCCAAGACUUAUGAUCCUAAAGUUACUAAUUUAAUCGAGUCUUAUGUAUAUGAAUGGACAGAACAUGGACUUGGGUUGAAAGCAGAAUAUUUAGGAUAUACAAAAUCGCCUCCCAUGAUUUCUUUAAUGAAUUGUGAACCCUACCAACACGAUAAAUGA
This is a messenger RNA of Funneliformis geosporum, 378 nucleotides long. The record is from the annotation of a GenBank genome assembly. Lineage: Eukaryota; Fungi; Glomeromycota; Glomeromycetes; Glomerales; Glomeraceae.